This is a messenger RNA of Sus scrofa (pig), 2037 nucleotides long. NCBI's taxonomy places the organism in Eukaryota, Metazoa, Chordata, Mammalia, Artiodactyla, Suidae. The record is from RefSeq and is a predicted model, not a curated record.
AUGCCUUGGGGGUGCAGCCCUAGAAAACACACACACACAAAAAAGAAGCUAUGUCUCUGUUCUAAAAUUGAUUGUGGUGAUGGUUGCACAACUGUGAAUAUACUAAAAAGCCAUUAAAUUGAACACUAUGUUGUGAAUUGUAUAGUGUAUGAAUUAUAUCUCAGGAGAUUACCUAUCUGCCUAUAUCUGUAUCUAUAGCUAUAUCCCAAUUCUGCAAUUAAGUUAUUCACUUAAAGUAUUUCAGGGAAAGGCAAAGAUUAUAAAGUGGAUCUUUUACAAAUAAAGGAAAAAGGACCAUGACAAAUUGAGAUGAUUUUUCUCAAUGAUAGGCAAGGUAAAAGAACUUUUAACUUCCUGAUUAACUGGUCCUUCUUGAUACUUUAUCUAUCUCUGCAGGAAAAAAAAUCCCCUUACUUUGUAGAGAAUGAAGAGCUAUAAACCCAGGGAUUAAGCAUCAAUUAGGCAGCACAUGGAGACUAAAAGGAAAGAGGAAGAAAUCAACUAAAAUAAGAAGAAUACAAGUUGAAUUAAUAAUGACAUUAAUAAUUUCCUUCAGCAUUUGGGACUAUAACCCAAGUAUCCCAAGCUAUUUAGUGAAAAAAUAAGUGGUGUUGAAGGAACGAAACUAGAUGACGAAUUUCUUGACAUGGAAAGGAAAAUAGAUAUUACCAAUAAAGCUGUUGCAGAAAUUCUUUCAAAAGCCACAGAAUAUCUUCAGCCAAAUCCAGCAUACAGAGCUAAGCUAGGAAUGCUGAACACUGUGUCGAAGAUCCGAGGACAGGUGAAAACCACUGGAUACCCACAGACAGAAGGCUUGCUGGGCGACUGCAUGCUCAAAUAUGGGAGGGAGCUCGGCGAAGGCUCCACCUUUGGCAAUGCACUGAUAGAAGUAGGUGAAUCCAUGAAGCUAAUGGCUGAGGUGAAAGACUCUCUUGAUAUUAAUGUAAAGCAAACUUUUAUUGAUCCACUUCAGUUACUACAAGACAAAGAUUUAAAAGAGAUUGGGCACCACCUGAAAAAGCUGGAAGGCCGCCGCCUGGAUUACGAUUAUAAAAAGAAGCGAGUAGGUAAGAUACCAGAUGAAGAAGUCAGACAAGCAGUAGAAAAAUUUGAAGAGUCAAAGGAGUUGGCUGAAAGAAGCAUGUUUAAUUUUUUAGAAAAUGAUGUAGAACAAGUCAGCCAGUUGGCCGUGUUUAUAGAGGCAGCUUUAGACUAUCACAAACAAUCCACAGAGAUUCUGCAGGAGCUACAGAGCAAGCUACAGAUGCGGAUAUCGGCUGCGUCCAAUGUCCCCAAACGAGAAUACAAGCCACGGCCCAUAAAGAGGAGUCCUAGUGAGCUCAAUGGGGUGUCCACCCCCUCUUCAGCAAAGACAACAGGUUCUAACAUUCCCAUGGACCAGCCCUGCUGUCGUGGUCUCUAUGACUUUGAGCCAGAAAACCAAGGAGAACUAGGAUUUAAAGAAGGGGACGUCAUUACAUUAACCAAUCAAAUAGAUGAAAACUGGUAUGAAGGAAUGCUUCAUGGGGAAUCUGGAUUCUUCCCCAUUAAUUAUGUUGAAGUGAUUGUGCCUUUACCUCAGUAAAAGUGUAUCUCUAACUUUGGACAUUCUUUCAUAACUGCAAUGAAUUCACACCAGUGUCCUCUCAGUGUGGUGUUCUGUGGCAUUCUUGCUCUUUGACCAACUUAAUGACUUUUGUAUGUGUGUUCUCUUUAUAAUGUAUUUUGUAUCAAUUUAAUUGUAUAAAUGAUUUUCUUGUCUUAGCUAUAUGAAAAUACCGUUCUCCCUUUUUGCUUAUUGUCCUAAAAGUCAUUGGUUAAAUAAAUGUAUGUGCUUCUUGUUGCUAAAAAUAAAUGGUACCCAUUGCAGUUUCGUCAGUGAAUCGCCCGUAUUCCUCAAGCUGAGGUGGAAUGCAACACUUGAAACUAAGAACUGCUAAAUAUUUUGUUUCCUGACAUUACUGAUGGCAUCCAGUCUUUUCUCUUCAUGGUGACCUGUGAAUAGCCCAAUAAAUAUGACACACUGUGUUGGCAAAA